This is a messenger RNA of Dendroctonus ponderosae (mountain pine beetle), 2018 nucleotides long. Its product is annotated as zinc finger protein 888. Gene Ontology annotation, molecular function: DNA-binding transcription factor activity, RNA polymerase II-specific; RNA polymerase II transcription regulatory region sequence-specific DNA binding; zinc ion binding. Bases 148 to 1710 code for a protein of 520 amino acids. The record is from RefSeq and is a predicted model, not a curated record. Gene Ontology annotation, biological process: regulation of transcription by RNA polymerase II. Lineage: Eukaryota; Metazoa; Arthropoda; Insecta; Coleoptera; Curculionidae. The transcript is spliced from 6 exons. Gene Ontology annotation, cellular component: nucleus.
GUUCAAAUGGAGCAAACUUUGACAGUGAGUGUGACAGUUUUCAGGCAAAAAAGCCAUAACAAAACAUGCAUUUUCGGAAUGUAUUGUUUUAUAUUGUUUAAUGAUAAUAGCAAAGUACUCGCAUGAAAGCUUGUAUAUUGUAAAAUCAUGACGAAUGGUUUUACUUACGCUUGCUGUAUUUGCAUGCAAAUUAAUCAAGUUUUGUAUCCUCUAGAUACAUUGGAUGCUGACAAUGUUAAUCAUUUAGAAAAAUUAACAUUUUGUGCUCCUAACGAGACCUGGAAGGCUUAUUACAAAUUGUGUCCCCCAUGCAGUUUACAGCUGGAUUCUGCAUACAAAUUCGUUCAGUGUUGUAUAGAAAGUGAAGCAUUUCGCAGAGAGAACUUGGAUGCAUUAGCCGAAAAGGAAUCCAUUGAUGACAACUGCAGUUCUUCUCCCACUCACAAUGGGGCCUUUACGUGCGACCAUUGUGGCCGAACUUUCCGGCAAAAGCGGUACUUGAGCCAACACAUUACAAAGUUGCACAUCAAGAAGAAACGUGAAGCUGUGAAAAAUGAGGAGAAUUCCACCCAAGAGUUUAUCAUCAAGUGUGAUGCUAGCUGUGAUGUGAAAUCAGAAGUUGCCGGUAUUGCUGUGAAAAAUGAAAGCUGCAUGCCUGAGGACCAAAACAAAGAAAAUCAAGAAACCCUCCAGGAUGAGGCAAAUGCACUAGCAAACUCGAUAAAAUCGCAAAUAAAAAAAUCGGAUCCUAGUGACGAAGAGUGUGAUGAUGAAGAGAGUGGAAACGACUUUAAUCUCAUUACCAGCAGCUACAGUGUUAAGUCGGAGGACUUGCAGGAUGAGAAUGAUUUCGACGAGAAACCUAAACCAGGCGCAGUAAAGAAAAAGUCAUUUAAAAGGAAACCACAGAAAUGCUGUUUCUGCGAUGAAAUUUUCAAGAAGCGGCAAGAUUGGACGGUGCAUUUACGCGCUCAACAUGCAACAGAAAAACCAUUCUCAUGUGAUCAAUGUGAUGCUAGAUAUAUGAAUAGGUAUAGUUUACUGAUACACUCCCGAAAGCACACAAACGAGAAACCGUUCAUUUGCGCCACAUGCGGCAAGAGUUUUGUGUCGUCUGCCGAUCUCAAUCAUCACAAUAAAAUCCACAACAAACACCGUGCAUACCCAUGCCCGAUGUGCGACCGCAGCUUCAAAACGCAUAGUAAUUUGCGAACGCAUCGUUUGCAGAUGCAUUUGGAUCCUGCCGAAUGGAAGUUUCUAUGCAAGUUUUGCGAUAAGAAGUUUCCAAUUCGGGGCAACUUGAUGAAGCAUUUGAAAAGACACGAGGGAAUUAAAGAAUUCGAAUGUCACAUUUGCGAAAAGAAGUUUGUUAAUAAGGCUGAACUAAUGCUCCAUCUGAACACCCACACCAACCAAAGGCUGUUUAAGUGCUCUUAUUGUGCAAAAGACUAUAAAAACCGAGAGGGACUGCGAAGGCAUAUGAAAGUAGUGCAUGAUCAAGGUAAUUGGAAGGCGCCCGCUACGGAGAAGAAAUAUUUGUGUCCCAUGUGCCCAAAAAUAUUCGCCUUUGGCAAUAAAUUGCAAAGGCACAUUUUUACGCACACCGGCGAGAAGCCAUUCAAAUGCGAAUACUGCCCUAAACGAUUUAUCGAUAAGUACGGCAAAAAAAUGCAUUACAGAAAAGAUCAUAUGGUGGACAUUCUCACUUGAAAUUGACCCAGCAAGUAGUGGAAGAAACAUAAUUAAAGCGGACUGACAAAGAGGAAUCUUGUUCUUGAACAAGAACUCUUAGAAACUGUUUCAGUUAUCCGCGAGUCUAAUUAAUAAAAAAACAUAAUUAAGCGAAAUGAACUGAUAUAUGAAAUAUAGGAUUUUGUUUAAACUUUCCUUCAAGCGAUGUGUUAAAUUUAAUUAUUUAUGAAUAGUUGAUAGAUCACGGCGCUCUAUCUAAAUGUUUGAAGUUUAUAGAUUAUUUUUACACAUUUUUUAUUUUUUCUAAUAUACGCAAAAUAAUGAUA